Cladocopium goreaui is the source of this 5916-nucleotide messenger RNA. The record is from the annotation of a GenBank genome assembly. Lineage: Eukaryota; Dinophyceae; Suessiales; Symbiodiniaceae.
AUGGGUGGGCAGCACGCGGUGGAGACCUCCGAGCCGAUGUUUGGAAGUCCGCCAAGAGCCCGGCGUCCGAAGGUGGCACUACGUGGAUGGCGAGUGGUGAUGGACAAGAUCGUCACCAUCAUGCAAUUCGUGGAUCAGCAAUUGGCCGUGCAGGAGUGGUUCCCAGGCUCCUCUGGACUUUUGGUGCGGCCUACGCCGCUGUCCAAGGAGCAAGAGACGGUCGAGGAUGUGUACGCCCAGCUGAUCGUUGGGGCGGAGGUGUUGCCUCCGUUGAAGAGCCAAGAGAAGCCAUCUACAGCAGCCAGCUCUUGCAUUCACCCGAAGAGUGCUCUGAAAGGAGGUGGAAACAAGAGCGCAUCGUACAUCUUUUGCAAGAUGUGCAUGAGCCGUUGGUCCAGUCCAAUGACGGCGGCAGAGAUACAUGCAGGCUUGAAAGAGCAGAAGAAGCAGGGCCCCUUGAGUCAAAAGAAGGAGGUUCAGAAGAAGGUGCGUGCAGUAGAGGAUGCAGAGAUGUUGGAGCCGCCAUAUGGAGAGGAGGUGAUCGCCAGUCAAGUGGCGGCGCAAGCUCAAGACCAAUUGGAGAAGAUGCAGCACCAGAUGCAGAUCGAGACAGAGAAGAUGCGGGUGGCACAAGCAGAGAUGUGGCAGGAGCUUCAGUCCCAGAGACAGGAGUCCAAGGAGAAAGAGGUAGUGCAUCAAAGGGCACUACUCGCCAUGCAUCAGGAGAAGGAGGAUUUGGAGAAGCAACUUCGUCAAAUGAAAGCAGCAGCAGCAGCUCCGCAGGAAGUUCUGGAAGUGCACUCAGAGAGAAUGCCAGUACUUCGAGUGGGUGCCGAGAACUCCGAGCCCACCACCGAGCGAGAUGAGUGGGUUCUCUCUGGUCACGUCGCAGAAGACCGGAGAACAGAUGAGCGUGGCAUCUUCCAGGAGGAGGAGCAAGAGUCCCAGAACAGCACAUCGCACUCAUGCAGCAGGACAAGUGGCGGAGACGAUCUCCGAUUGAGUCAGGAGACCUGGCUCUAUGCGACUGCAGUCAAGGGACAGAGGACCUUGAACAGGGUGCUUCGAGGUCAUGAUCCGCAUUUUGCGGCCAGCAGUUUUCAGUAUGAAAAAGAAGAGGCUGAAGGUGAUUGGAAAGUUAUGAGCGGGCAGAUACCUCCUCAGGAGGGGGUCUCUGUUCGAGUGAAAGUUGUUUUGCAGAAGAGGGCUGAAGCAGAGAAUUUCUUUGGCUUGGAGAAAGAGACGCAGUUCAAUAGAAAACAGAGAAAGAUGAUGAACAGGGCGUUUGAAGCAGUGACGCCUGUGGUGAGCGAAGUGCUCUCACCGCCACGCGUCGUUGAGGAGGCGCGAAGACAAGGUCUGCAGCCGGGCACCUCAUUUGACAUCACAGAGGGCUGGGACCUUAGCAAGCCAGAGAUCAGGAAAAAGAUGUGGAGAAAGCUCAAAGAGGAAGAUCCUUUAUUGAUCAUUCUUUCACCUCCUUGCGUUGGUUUCAGCAUUUUGCAGGAACUCAACCUGCCUCACAUGUCAUGGGAAGAUGCAGUGAUGUUGAUUUCCACAGGGUUGGAUCAUUUGGAGCUCGCGAUGCUGAUCGCGAAAUGGCAAGCCAAAAGAGGCAGGUACGUGUUGUUUGAGCAUCCAUGGCUAGCCAGGUCAUGGCAUGAGGAGUCGGUGAAAGAAGUAGAGCAAAUGGCAGGCAUGCACAGAGUUAGGUGCGAUCAGUGCAUGUAUGGUUUGCGAGUGGAUGAGUGGGGUCUCAACAUGAAACCCACUGGAAUCAUGGUCAAUUCAGAGAAGAUAGCAGCACGCAUGAGCCGAACGUGCGACCAUCGACAUUUCCAUGCGCCUACCAUGAAUGGCAGACCAAAGAAGGCGCAAGUAUACCCCAAGGAGUUUUGCAAGCAGAUUAUUUUGGGUUUGAAAGAACGAAUGGAGGUAGAUGGACAGUUGAGGCUGAAGUCAGAAGUUUUUGUAGAAGAUGAAGAUGAGGAAAAUUCGGAUCAUGAGGAGGAUCCGAAUACAGAAGCAGCCGCAGGAGAAGCAGAAGGAGACUACUCCAUUUCAGAGGAAGAGAAGAGACAGGUGCAAAAGAUGCACCGCAGCUUGGGGCAUCCGCAAAAGCCCGAGUUUGUGCGUUUUAUGAGAGCAGCCAGAGUGAAGGGAGAAGUCAUUCGAUGGGCGGCACAUGAGUUCAAGUGCCCAGCGUGUGAGGCACGGCCCAAGCCGAAGGCCACGAGACCAGCAGCAAUUCCUAGAACAUACCAGCCAAACAGAGUCUUGGGGGUGGACCUGAUUUUCCUUCCAGAGGUUGGAGGAAAAGAAACUUUCCCAGCAUUGUCCAUUUUGGAUUGGGGUUCCAACUAUCAGGUGGUCGAGAGAGUCGAGAGCAAACACCCAGACACCGUGUGGAACACAAUGUGGUCAUGUUGGUUUAGAACGUUUGGCUGGCCCGACGUCAUUGUCUGUGACGCCGGAAAAGAGUUUUCAAGGAAGUUCAUGCAGCUGGCCACGUCAUGUGGCAUUGUGGUGCAGCCCAUUGCUGCAAAGGCACCAUGGCAGCAGGGAAGAACAGAGAGGCAUGGAGCAUUGUUCAAAGAGUUACUUGCCAAGGGUAGAGAAGAGACAGUCAUCUCCAGCCCAGAAGAAUUGAGGAGACUCAUGCAAGAGACAGAGAUGGCGAAGAAUCGGUUCAGCAACCGAUCAGGAUAUUCCCCAAUUCAGAGGCAGAUUGGGCAAUGGCCGAAGGUGCCGAGUGAACUCCUUUCAGAUGAUGUCAUAGACCCAGGAUUGAUGGAUGGCGCCGUGGUCGAUGACAUGGAGAGGAGUUUGGAGCUGCGAAGAAUCGCACAAAAGGCGUUCAUAGAACACAACGCCAGAGAGUCCUUGAGGAGGAUAGAGAAAGGAAGGAGCAGAGUUCCCCAAGAGUUUCAGGCAGGGGACUAUGUUUACGUGUACAGAGUAGCAAGAGAGAAGAAGAGGAAGCAUGAGAUAGGGCCAAGGAGUCAGGAGCAUGUUCCAAACAAGGCAUCUUGGAUUGGUCCAGGAACCAUUGUUGCGGUGGAUGGAGCUAGUCUGUGGAUCUCCAUGUUUGGAGAAUUGUGGAGGACUGCACGCGAACAAUGUCGUACGGCGACAAACAUUGAGAAGCAAGGAAUUGAGGAAGUUAUGAGGAGCCGCAAGGAACUGGUGGAGGAAUACAAGAGGUCAUCCAACAGAAAAGGAUACAGAGACAUCAGAGAUGAGAGGUGGCCAUCAGACGAUGAGAUAGAAGACGGAUCGGAGGAGAGUCCAAUGAAGCGAGAGGUGAGAUUUCAAGAACCCCUCGAAGAAGGGGAGGCUCCCGUAUCAGAGGGAUACGCGCCAACCACUCCGAUAGACUCCCCUCGAGGUGGGGAGAUUGAGAACGGAGAGACAGAAGACUCGGAGAUGAGUCACAGAAGAUCAGAGAGAACAGAAGAGACGAUAGAAGAGCCAGAAGGAGAGGCCAGACGCAGAAGCUCACUGACAGAAUCAGAGAUUCGAGAAGCAUUGAGAUCAGAAGAGGAAACGGCAGACAGGCCAGAGACAGAAGAAGGAGAUGAACGAUAUCAGAGGAUCGUCGAAGAGUCGAUCCACAGAAGUCGUCGCCUAGAGGGUCUUCCGGCAGUAGGACAACCUUUGCGAGUAAGGAGUCGACCGUCUGCCGAUGGUCCAUACUUCCAAGAAACCUUCUUCAUAAGUCCAGAGGAAGAAGAUUGGCAAGAAGAGGAAGAAGACAGAGAAGACCACAUGAGAUGGCAGAAGCUGUGCAAGAUGAGCCAAGAAGAGCCCAAGAGAGACUACUGGGAGUUGGACUUGAAGGGUCAGAAGAUGAUCCGACAUCACGUCCAGAAGAGAAAGGCACUUUUCUCCCCGGAGGGAGUAAAGUCCACACCAGUCAAGUUGAAUCAGAUGCAGCAACAGAGAAUCACUAUAGUGGAUGGCCGCAAGAAUCAAGAGGAGAGACGUAUAGAAGAUCAAUGGGCACAAGGAGAUGCCAAGAGAAGCCGAGGAGUUUGGUGGACAGGCCGCACAGAAUUUUUCCUGUGCUCCAAGUCAGAAGGCAAGACAGAAGAAUCCAUAGAGACUUGGGCAGUAGAGAAGAAAGGCACAGAAGACGUUGAUCUGAGGACAGAAACGCCUGAAGCCCUUGAGGGCUGGAAAAUGGCUGAUGCAACAGAAUGGGAAAAGAUCAGCAAGAGUGGCGCUGUGAGAGUUCUCAGCGUAGAAGAAUCGAGAGAGGUCAAGAAGAAACUGGCUUCAGAAGGCAAGCUAGAUAGGAUCUUGCCUACUCGGAUGCUCAGAAAAUACAAGCAUGCUGAACAGCCAAAUGAGCCUCCUUCACAGAAAAGCAGGCUGUGUAUCAGAGGAGACAAGGACCCAGAUAUUUUUGAUCUGGAACGAUUUUCACCAACGGUUUGCACCAUGAAUUUGAACGUGGUGCUUCAACUGGCAGUGAACGAAGGAAUGCAGGUCGGCAUUGGAGAUCUAAAGAACGCAUUCUGCCAGUCGCAACCGCUGAUGAGAAAGAAUGGAGCCUUGUACUUCAAACAACCACAAGAAGGAAUCACAGGGCUACACCCUGAGCAGAUUGUUUUGAUCAUUGCUGGAUGUUACGGCUUGGUGGAUGGACCACUGCAUUGGAGAAAGUCAUUGGUUCAGACGCUGAAAAUGCUGGGCUAUCAGGAGAGCAAGUUGGAUCCAUGUUUGUUCAAACUGUUUGAGAAUGGGAAGCUUUGUGGUUUGCUUGCGAUAGAGGUUGAUGAUAUUUUAGCAUGCGGAAAAGGUUUGCAUCUGAAAAAGAUUGAAGAGCUGAAGACCUUGUACAACUUCGGCAAGUGGGUGGACCUCCGCGAUUCCACUCAAGGUGCCUCUUUCAAUGGAAGAAGACUUCGAGUAGGGAGCAAAGGCGAAAUUCUCAUUGACAUGUGCAAGUUCAUCCAGGAGAGGUUGCAUGAGAUUCCAUUAGACAAAGGCCGGAGAUCGUCCAAGAAGGAGCCGGUCACAGAAACAGAACGAACACAAGCCCGGGCCUUGUGUGGAUCGCUUAACUGGCUAUCCAAAGAGGGAAGGCCAGAUGCGGCCGGCCCAUCUAGCUUGAUGUCCUCGCGUUUGACCAGAAUGACAGUGGAAGAUUUGAUUCAGCUGAAUGAGGUGGUUCGUGGUUUGAAGGAGACUGCAGAAGUGACUCUGCAGGUGCAACCGCUGAAAGAGAUGCAAUUGGCGGUCAUCACAGACGCUUCAUUUGGAAAUGAUGGUUUUCAUUCUCAGGGAGGUCAAAUGAUAUUAGCUCAUGAGCCAGGCUUGAAGAAAGGUCAGAAGGUCAAGACGAAUUUGCUCUGGUGGCGUAGUGCGAAGCUGCAACGGGUUGUAAACUCUACUCUGGCGGCAGAAACACAGAGUUUGUCGAAGGGCAUAGGAGACCUUUUAUGGAUGAAAGUUUUGAUUCGUGAGCUGAGCGAGGAGAAGUUCAACAUAAAGGAAUGGCCUGCGCAACUUGCGAGUGAGAGGGUUUUAGCCUUAGCCAAAGACACCAGUUCCCAAGAGUUGCAAGAAUGUCUUGCGAUUGUAGAUGCGAAGAGCUUGUUUGAUCACCUGUCGAAAGAGUCGAUAGGGGGACAGGACAAGCGUACAGCUAUAGAAAUCCAGAUAAUUCGACAGGAACUGGCCCAAAUGCAUGGCGAAGUGAGAUGGAUAGAUCACCCUGCGAUGCUGGCUGAUCCAUUGACAAAGGUCAGGGGAUCGACGAAGGCAUUACAUGACAUGCUUUCGAGUGGAGCUUUUGGCAUAGUAGCAGAGGUUGAUCACAUGGCCCAUAGGAAAGAGAUCAAAGCAUCCAAGGUCAACAGAAAACUUGGGAGCUGUGAAUCAAGCAUGGAUUGUGAAAGCAAGCAUUGA